ACGCCACACGUAGAUCUACACCAGUAUAAUUAUUUGGCAAGCGAAAGUUCUGGUUCAUUAGGCAUUACUUCUUCGAUUGUUCCGUUCUGGAGUCAGUGGAGAGGGAAGCUAGCUAACCGAAUCAUCACCGCCUGCAGGCUAUGGCUGAUACAGCCGACGCAGACAAAGAGUAGUCCUGGAGCGAAUCCAGGGAGAUCUGGAGAAUGAUGCGGUAGACGCUCACUGAGUGCCGAUCAUGUCACAAAGUGCAAGUGAUCCAGGUGGGCAGCGGUCUAACUCUAAGCCCGGCGGGCCAUCUACACAGCAAGCAAGCCAGACAGGUGCGUCCAGCACCGCCACGAAUUCAGCAGAUCCCGAUGCUGCAUCGGGUACAAGCGAUUUCUUUGACCUUAAGCGCAGCUGGGGUAAGGCUGCGGACAUCCAGCCCAACCAAGCCCAUCCAGCGGCGCAUGACUAUCGCUAUGGAAACCAGCGUUAUCACCAUGGUGAUGUGCAGUACGACAGCUCAUACUAUGCAGGCAUGCCUUCUCAGCAGGCAGCAGCUGCAGCAACAGCAGGAACAGUAGGUGGAUAUGAUGAAGGGCUGGGUCUAAGUGCACCUCAGUACCAGUAUUCCCAGGCCAGAUAUGGCCAGCAGGGAGCAGGCCGUCAAUAUGCUGCAACACAACACUAUUAUCCCCAAGCUGGGCAUCUGCCGUCACAUGGUAAUACCUCGUAUCACCAAUACCCGGCCGGCUCAGCGUAUCAUCAUCAACAGCAGCAGCAGCAGCAGCAGCUGCCCCAGUACAUGCCAGAGCAGCUAGAUCUCUAUGGGUAUGGGGCCACUGCUCAGCAGCAGCCCCAUCACCACUACCAGCAACAGCAGCAACACUACCAUCAGCAACAGCACUAUCCUCAUCAGCAGCAGCAACAACAACAGCGCACGGCGCACACAGCUCAGGGAGCCGGUGGUGGUCGUGCACCAGCGUCGGGCACAGGAGAUUGGUGCGAUCUGUUCUCGCAGCUAAAAACGUCCGAAGUGACAGCCACAACAAUGCAGAAUACAUCCACUACCAUAUCAGCAAGGGAUAACAGCGUGACGUUCACAACCACUACGACGAAAACAGUGACAGUCACGAUGACACCUUCUGCUAGUUCGAACACAAGAUCAAUAACUUCGUCAAGCUCUGGGACGAGUGAGUUUGACUCAUGGUCAGCGCACGCCCAAUCCUUUUCCACGGGCUCAUCGGAUAGCCAGGCUUGUGAACUUCCCAGUGAUGUAAAACAGAAGAGAAGCUCACUGGAGUCUGUUGGCAAUGAAACAACGACAGUCAAAACUCAGCCGCCAUCUCAAGCAAACAGCCGGAGCCGCAUGAUGUCAGCCACAUCUCAAGGAAAUGCAGGAGGCAAUCCAGUGGAGGGCAGCACUCGUGGAACAAGUACGGUCCGCGGCUCAGCCGGCCAAAAUGGACGCGGUAACAGCGGACACAGCAAUGCUUCAGACAAGGUGUAUGGUGGAGGCGGUGUGGGUAUUGGCGAUGCAACUAGCCAGAUGAGUUACAUAGAGAAUAACAGUGGCACUGGUAAUGGUCAUGACACACACUAUGUGCAGUGGCAAUCAGCUCCGGACAAUGGUAGCUUGCCUUCUCUGGUCACGAGUGACAAGCAACCUCGAGUGCAACCAGCCUCUGCCCGGGUACACGGCUCUCGAUUCCAAGGCCUUGAAGUAGAGGAAACACCUACUGCCAGUGCCGAGAGCCAGGCAGAAUCAAUCAGUAAAGAUACAUCUGGGCAAGCGUCAAGAGGUGGAAAGGUGGCAGCGGAGCCCCACAUAUCAGACAUGUCUCAGCUAGCAAGGAAAUCUUCUGUAAGGCAACAGGCAGCCCAGUCCGCUUCAGCCAGUACAAAAAAGAAGCAAGGCAAUGCUGCCACUGGCGGCAACAGCGGUUCCCGUAAGCAAGCAGAGAAGUCAACAAGCAGCAGCAGCGCUAAGAAUGCGUCUGCUACAGCUAAGUCAGUCCACGCUGGGAAAGGUCAGACACAAUUUGACAACAAUCUACGCGGAGUAUUCCAAACAUCCAGCAAGAAGACCCCAGCUAAGCCUGCACCACCAGCCAACGAACCGAGCAAGGAAGAAACGGCUCGGCUUGCGUCGACUCGUGACUCGGCACCAAAAGCCCAAAAGUCCGGUGUUGACUUCGCCUCCAACUUGAGAGCACACUAUGGGUCACCUGAAAAGAGUACCUCGUCCACUACUACAGCCAGUGAGGGCAAAUCUAGUACCCAACAGAAAGAGAAGAUGAUUCCCGAAAAGAAAACAUCUGAGCGAGCUGGUGAACAUGGCACAGAAAAGCCGGUGAGUAGAAAACUGGACAUGAGCUCAUCAUCUGCAGCAGCACAAACAGCCGACAAAGCAGCUGCCCCUGUCACCACUGCUACAACAACGCCAAAACCUACUGCUGCACCUGAAAAGGAUCAUACUGAGCAACCAUCACGACAACAAAAGACCAGUGUGGCUGGCAAGCCUCGAGACCCGCCGAAAAAGCCUGGUGAUUCAAGCACAGACAAGGGCGCCGUUCAACAAGGCACUAAGAGCAACUCCUCAGUGAAGACGCCACCUGACCCGCAGCUCAGACAAGCUGCACUCCGUGAAGAUGAUCCACACACAGUGCAUGGCCCGGUGUUUGAAGACAUGCCUGUGACAUCAACACCAGAGGAAAUCAAGCGGUCUAAGGAACUCGUGCUUGCUGGGAAUGAAUUUCAAAAGCAAGGUCAACUUCAACCAGCUAUUGAUCUGUAUACUCAAAGUUUUGAGCUGGCUCCUGAUUCAACGUUUGCGAAGACUACACUCUACAACAGAUCGUCCUGUUGGAUUAAGUGCCAAUUCUUUGAGCAAGCUUUGAACGAUGCGCAUUCGUGCGUUCAAAUCGAUCCCUAUUACGUGAAGGCCCACCAGCGCAGGGCUGAUGCAGCUCUGAAGCUGGGACGUAUCGGUGAGGCACUGACCUAUCGCUUAGAGCAGUACCAGGCUAUGGAGAAUGGGCCAGACUACUUCUCUCUCGAAGACUUCAGCACUACGCUGCAUAAAGCUGUGGUGAUUGCUGCACUGAGCCGCUCAGAUGGAUGCUUCAAGGAGCUCUGUUUGGAUAGCAGUCUUCAGAAUGAACAACACUUCGCGAUGGUCAUCGAGCAUUUCAUCAAGAAUAAGUCGUGGGAACAGCUGGCGUAUCUGCUGGCUGGGUCGUCCGGAGUGGACACGUUAAACAAGCGCAAGUACCAGGCUUCACCAUGUGGCAUCCUGCGCCAUUUUCCUCGCUUGAGGAUAAAUGACGGGCGCAGGCUGUCCGUCACCGAUCUCCUCUCCAGUGGCAGUAAGUUUAGCAGCCGCACUGUACUGCAUCAGCUGCACCUGCUCGGCGCUAAUUGGAAUGUGCCCAACGCACACGCUGUGCAUCCGCUACGAGCAAUCUGGACAAUGGCGCCGUUCCGAGAAAAGAUCUUCUUGCUUCUCCUGGAGUGGGGUGCAAGCCCUCCAACAAUAUUCGGCGAGCCACCAUGUGCAGAUGUGUCUCCACUCCAUGCUGCAACGCAGUUUGCACUCAAGGCAAAAUCAGGUGGCUUGGAAGAGCUACGUCGUAUGCUUCAAUUCAUGUCCCGAGAGAAGGAGAAGACGAGUGACUGGAUAUGCAACAGUCGCAGGGAAAGUCCCUUUGAUCUCGCCUGCAGAGGAAAUCGCCAGGAAAUCGGUGUCAAGGUGAUUGAGGAGCUGGCAAAUGUGACUUACGGCAUCGACCCUGUCAAGUUUGAUCCACCUCCAGAGCGAGUACUAAAACGGGGUGAUCACCGUGGCAGGGUUCUAGCUGAAAUGAGAAAGAAAUGGAAUGAAUGUCACACUGAUGAAGCUAAGUUGAAGGUUCAUCCUUCAGAGUCCAGUGCUAGUGCAGCACAAGUGACACUGGCUGAAUCAAAGGAAACGACGGAAGGCAAACUUGAUCAUGCCAUCAGCGUUGACACUGUCAAAGCCAAGACCAGCAAUGUCAGCAUUGACACCGCAAUGGUCAAGACCAGUGAUAAAACAUCAGAGGCUGAAGCAGAGGUGUCGGAAGGAGCUGAAGAAGCCGCGAUCUCAGAACCAGAGAAAACAGGACUGACAGCUGGGUCCGUGCACGAAUCGAGCAAGCAGAAGAAGAGGAAAAAGAAGAAGGCAAAGAGGCAGGCUGCAGCGUGGAGGAGUGCCCUAGCCACUACACCGAGCAAGCAUGUAGCUACAUCUCCGUAUGCUGGUGCAAGUGUACCGGACACUGUGGACGCACAUGCUGAGAACGGUGGAGGCAGAUCCGAACUGCAGCAAAGGCACGUCUACAGCAAACCAGAGUUUCAGCGAUCGCAAAGUGGAGGAAAGCCAGAUCGGCAGGCACAUGAAAGAACCACAUCACAGGCAGACACGUCUUCCCAUCCAGAACUUCAAACCCAGACUUCAGUGAAGCCCGUGGGAACAAGGAAGACAAUGGCAGCGGAGAAGGCUAUGCUGCUUGGCGACAUCCUAUCUGCUAUCAAGACUAUGAAGGACUAUGCUGAGGAACGCCGCGAUGAGUAUGGUGUUCAAGAAGAGGAGGAGGCUGAGGCAGUUGAUUGCACGGCACAAAGUGAGGAGCAAGCAACCGCUGACGAUGACCUGCACGAAGAUGACCAGAAGCUUCUGGAAAAAUUCAACAAGGGUGCGUGGGAGCUGCAGUGCAGUCCAGAAGUCAUAUUCCAACUCAAAGACAAGGCACUGUCUGCUGGCACACGACUGAAGGUCAUCCGAUGCUUGGCACAGCUAACUACUGGUAGCUGGCCACAGGUGGCAUGCUGUCCAGUGGAGCUGGAUGACGUGGAUAGCUCCUGUAAUCUGUUUACCUGGAAAGUUGCGGAUGAGAAUGUCGUCAUCAUCUGGCAGAAAUCCGUGGCUUUCUCACCCCGUCGCUCCGACCUGUCUGUCGUUGCGAGUGCUGAGGAUGUUGACAGAAGUCGAAUGGUCUUCACUGAAGUGUUGCGGGUGUGGGACGUACUAGCAUCCGACGGUGACAUCCAGAGGCGCUUGACGCACAUUUGCCAGUGCCAUAAGCGAGGCAGCACAUCAGCAGUGGAGAGAACACUGCGACAUUGUACCGGCGUAAUGGAAGCAAUGAGACACAACGGUGCUGUCAUUCCCAAGGUGUUCUCGGACACUGGAGCAGGCACCCCUGGUAAAGCCAAAGGAAUGGUCAAACUCCAUGCUCCUGCCAAUGCUGAUGAGCAAGAGUAUGAUGUGUUGAAGUUCUACGCAGUGACCACGCCAUUGGCUAAUGCUCUCGUUCGCCGCGAGCAACUUACCCCAACCAACUUCCCGUUCUUGAUCACUCCAGAAGAGCAAGCAUACGUGUGCUGCAGCAAUACUGAGUCAAUGCUCCUUCUCGGACGCAGUGGUACCGGUAAAACUACGGUCUGCCUCUACCGAAUGUGGUAUCACUUUGAGCAGUACUGGAUGAAUGCAUUCAAGAACAACACUGGUCCAACAUUGCCGCGUGUGUUGAGACACCUUAAAGACAGUGACAACGAUGGCUAUCACUAUGAUGGCUAUGAUGCAGACGAUAACCUUUACGAGGAUGGCAGCGCUGCCAACAGUGGAGUUGGUGCUGAGGCUGAUGCCCCUGCACCUGAAAUCUAUGACGAUCUGCAUCAGGUCUUUAUCACCAAGAAUCCGAUUCUCUGCAAGCGCAUGCACCGCAACUUUGCUCAGCUGAUCCAGGGCUCAACGGAUGAGAUCUCUGAGACGCACGACGCCAGUCUCCCGCUGCCAUCCUGCUUGCAGGAUCUGAUAGGCCAGCACUAUCCGCUGUUCCUGACUUCACGUCAAUGGCUUGUGCUGCUGGAUGGCUCCUUGCCGGGCCACAGCUUCUUCGAGCGGCGGCAUACCCACGGCCCACCGAUAGACAACACCUUUGCAAGCGCAGACCAGGAUGGUAAUGAGGUGGUUGAAGAUUUGCCGGAUGAUUGUGAUGAUGGCUUUGACCAGUUCACAGGAAAUGGUGCUGAACAGGAGGAGCAAGAAGGCAAUGCAGCCCAGGCAGAUGUGGAAGAUGAGCGUGUGUCCGUUCAAAGGCGAGAAGUUACAUACCAUGUCUUUGCCACCGAGCUCUGGCCAAAGAUUGCCAACAGCAAGAUUCGGGAAAGGUUCCAUCCGCUGCUUAUCUGGUCAGAGAUCAAAUCCUUCAUCAAGGGCUCCUUCAAAGCUCUGACUUCCAGCACCGCGCAGCGUAGCUACCUGAGUAAGGAUGAAUAUCAGCAACUUGGCAAGAAGAUGGCGUCCAACUUCAGUGGCGAUAGGUCGCUGGUGUAUGAGGUGUUUGAGCGCUACAGAGAUGAAUUGCAGCGGAGGCGUCUAUACGACGAGUGUGACCUUGUGCACAGUAUUUACCAGCGACUGGCAGAUCCUGGCUUCAAGAUGUCAGAUGAGUGGGCUCUACACCGGCUCUACGUGGACGAAGCUCAGGACUUCACACAAGCUGAGCUGGCAAUCAUCUUGAGAGCAAGCCAAGAUGCCAACAAGCUCUUCUUGACUGGCGACACAGCGCAGAGCAUAAUGCGAGGGGUGCACUUCCGUUUCAAGGACCUGAAGUCACUCUUCCACGAUGAAAGCACGAAGAUUGGCACCGCCCCGUCGCAUCAUGCCGCGGCUAUCAGGGUACCACCAGUGAAGCACCUUGAGUACAACUAUCGCUCUCACUCCGGUGUCCUGGGCAUGGCAGCGAGUGUAGUCGACCUCCUAUCGCGCUACUUUCCACAGUCGUUUGAUGAGAACUUGCCACGGGACAAGGCACUGUUUGAUGGGCCAAAGCCAGUCAUCUUGCAAACGCACUCUGUGGCUGACCUAUCCAUGGUUCUGGCCGGAAACAAACGCAGUGGAUCUCACAUUGAGUUUGGAGCUCGCCAGGUAAUUCUUGUCCAGUCUGCGGAGGUGAAGGAAAAACUUCCGAGCCAAUUUGGCAUGGCACUUAAGAUGACAAUAUUUGAAGCCAAGGGCUUGGAGUUCGACGAUGUUCUUCUCUACAACUUCUUCACUGACUCCAAGGCAAGUAAAAAAGAUUGGAGAGUUGUCACGCAGCACCUGGAGGAGUGGCUGCAGCAGAACCCAGCAGAAGGCCUUGCUAAAAUCGAUGAUGACGAUUAUGAAUACCCAAGGCCACUGGAUUUCAACAACGACAAGCACAAAGUACUAUGCUCGGAGCUGAAGUACCUGUACACUGCAAUAACCCGUAGCCGUGUCAAUGUGUGGCUGUACGAUGAAAAUGAUGAAUGCCGUGCUCCAAUGUUUGACUACUUCCGCCGACGUCGCUUGGUUCAAGUACGAGAUACAAGCAGUGGAGAUCUGACCGAUGUCUUCUCCAAGCAUUCAACGGCUGCCGAGUGGGAAGACCGUGGCGAGUAUUAUCUCGAGCAUCGCAUCUAUGACAUGGCUGCUGAAUGCUUCAAGCAGGCUGGUGAGCAUGACCGUGCAUGUCAGGCAUAUGCCUUUCAAGCUUUCAACGAGGCCAAGAAGCUCCGAACCAACGAGCAGCACAAAUCCCGGCUAGGGUUUGUGCGUGCCGCCGAGUUCUUCAUGCGAGUCAAUGACUAUGAGCCGGCUGUCCGCAGCCUCAGACUGGCUGGAGAGUUUCACAUGGCCGGUCGGCUGUAUGAGGAACUUCACAAAAUCAGCGCGGAACACGGAGAUGGCGACAUGCAAAGCUCUGAGAAGAUCAUCGGAGCAGCUUACAUGUACAAGCAGGCUGGUGACAUAUCUGCGGCAGUUCGCUGCUUCCAGACUGGCCACCAGUACCAGUCCGCCAUUGAUCUACUGACACGAAACGGUCGACACCAUGAAGCAAGAGAAGUGCGCAAGAGCUUCGAGCUUUUGAAGGAGCAGAAUCCCACCAUUGGCGAUGAAGUGGAAGAACCUGAUCAGACGGUCGAGGACAUUGCCUACUGUGAAGCACAGCAAUGUCUCAAAGAGAACCGAGAUGAUGGCCUUGAGCAAGCCAUGGAAGACUUGCCGUGGGAUAUGCAGGUCACGCUUCUCUCGGAGCAUGGUCAAGUGGACAGAGCUGUUCAGGUACUUGUCAAAAAUGGCCAGCAGCAGGCAGCUGGUGAGCUGCUCCAGUACCACAACCAUUUCCAGCAAGCCAUAGAGCUUUACCAGGAUGACACCCGCAGUGCAGUUGCAAAGUCAGUGAUGGGCAAGUGCCACUUGCUACUCUGCCGGACAUCUUUGGAUGAUGAACAGCGCGCAAUGCACCUGCAAUCUGCUCUUGACUUGGCUAGGCAAACUGAAGACAACAUUCUGGAAGGAGAGGUGCAUCUAUGUCAACGUCGUGCCGAAGACGCAAUCAUGGCCUUCCGGUCGUCUCCCCAUCGUCGGCAGUUUGCUGGUGAAAUUGAAGCAGUGUGUCUGAUGAAGGAGCAGUGGAAGUACGUAGCUGACUAUGUUGGAGAAGUGAAGUACCUCAACUUUCUGACCCAGUCAAUGUCGCUGACUCUCAGCCUGGCAGCCUCCUUUUCCGGAGGACAACCAAGUGUGUCAUGGUACACGGAUCAUGUUGAACGAUUUCUCGAGUAUUCUAUUAACGGGACAGGUGAAGUGAAGUUCCAUUACGGCCCUGCUAGUCGAUUGGCACUGGGCAUCAAGGACAUCACCGAAAAAUCCACAGUCGAGAAAAUCCACGGCAAACUAGGCGAGUACUACAUGAAGAAAUCGGAACAUCUGGCUACCUUCCACGGGCACACCGAUGCCGAGAGCGACGUUUAUCUCCCACAGUGCCUGGUGCUAGCUAUCGAGAACCAUAUGCCCUGCGCACACUGUCUCAAUGGACUGCAUGAGAAAUGCAACCAAAGGCAUCAGCACCUUGAGACAGUCCUGGUCCUCCUUGGGAACCUGAUCCAAGUGAAAACAACCCUGGAGAAUUACAAGACUCGCCUCUCUACAAAGUAUGUCCAGCAAGUAACAGCUUGGGACUGUGUGGAAUGGGAGAAAAUUGAUGAUCUGAUGAACUUAGUUCUUCUUGAGACCCGCGUCCACUUCCCUCUCGUCUCCGCCUCGGCACUGAGGGGUGUCCGUGGCAAACCAGAAGCUAGAGCAAGACUGGAAGAUCGAUUGAGUGCCAUGGUUUCUGAGGAGAGACGUGUGACCGCACAGCAGCGUGGCCUGGGAGAGUACCUCAAGGCCUCCAUGUUAGCCGGGAUCCUGGAAAGUGACACAUUGUUGGACGACUACCCUCUAUUCAACGUCAAGGUCAAUUUCUGGCAAUCUCAUCUGCAUUCACUCCACUGUGAUGCUCAUCCCGUUGAAGCAAUUCGACACUUGACCGUGCUUUACAGCAGCUUCCGAGCAUCGCAGUCAAAUCCUAGAUCAGUUGAUCUUGCUACCGAGCUUUUCCUACUGGAACGCAUCUUCACGCUGACCGUUCUCACAGCUACACGCAUGAGAGAGCGGUACAAGAAUCCCUUCUUCAUACCGCAAUGGUACCUGGACUGCCUACAAAGCUGGGAAACUCUGGUCGUAGCCAAAAAUGUCAUCCCGUGGAAGUCUGUUUUCGAAACCAUGGACACGACUAACAUUGAAACCCUAGCUGACAAUCUGGGCAACAAGGUCAUCCCUGUCGUAGUGGGCCGACUACAGAACCUUGAUAUUCUGGCAAUCAUGAAGGCAACCAAGCAGCACCUCUCGAGCGACACAAACCUUCUGGAACGCUAUCUUCUGUUAGUACUGAUGGUUGUCCUUCAGGCAUCAGCCAGAAACAGUCUUGUUUCCUCGGAAUUUGCCAAGCGACUGUUUGAGAAGGCACGAGUUGUUGCGAAUGAUGUGCUAGCAAACCAAUGGCGCUCACCAUUCACAGGAGGAACUUGCCGUUGUCGUCAACUACUAAUUGACAUCAAAUUUGGUUUGGAGAUGACAUUCGAUAAUCUCGUGUCGUGCCUUGAGAAGUUCUUCCCCAUCAAGGACGUUUUCUUCACAAAAUCAAUCAAGUGCUACACGUCCCAGUCCCGCAGGCGUGUACAGAAAGCUGUGAUACUGAGGAUCCCUUCAGCGCAAUCCAGGCAACAACCUUCCAAGGCCAAGCAGUCUCUAGCACCACUGAACACCACCAGAGCACGACCACAACAAUCCUUUAUUGUUCCAGGUGCACCAUCAAACAAGAGUGCAUGGCUCAAAAAGCCAAGUUUCGUGGACAAAACUCUAGCAAACCAAACCAAUCAGCAGGCACAGUUAUCAAACAGUGCUGCUGAAACUGGUGUAAGAGUCGCUGAUGGUGCAACUGAUGGAGAACGCGAGGAACUACCAAGUAUUGUCUCACCUGGUCCUGGUGAAAUGCCAGAUGCAAACCAAAAAGAUAUUGACACCCCAGAAAUGGUCCUAGCGAGUGAAGAACAGCCAGAAGGAGAUAAUUAUUCUGCGGUGGACUACUCGGGAGAACAAGACGAUGGUGUACUGGACUACUCCGCAGAUCAAGACAAUGUCGUACGGCAAGGCUUCACAAGCAGCUAUGACAUGGACAGAAGUGAACGAGCACUAGAUGACACCACACCAGCUGUCCCUGAGGGAAUUGAUGUAUCCCUCUCGGAAGCCGAAGGCAAGCAGGACGGCAUGAGUGCACAGCUGCCGACUGACUUUAAGCCCGAUGAAGAUGAUGGGGUCAGCGGUGACGAUGCUGCAUAUGGAGCUGAAGAUGAGUACGAGAUGACUGAAGGCUUUGAGGAGGAAGAAGAAGAUAUCGAUGAUUUGGACAAUGAAGAUCGCGGUGAUGAGAUGAAACCAGCAGAGGAAGACGCUAUUGAGAAUGAACCGUGGAAUGAAUCGGAGAAUAUCGACCUGAACUUUGAACUACAAGGGCAAGCAACUAUGUUCAGCCAAGCAAGGGCCUCAACUGACAAUGAUCUUCCCCCUGUGCAGCAAAAUGCUGAGCAGUUUGUGCAGAAGUACAUCAUCCCACACGGCAUGGACAAUAAUGUGUGCACAGUGUGUGGUGUGCCGUUCACGAAGUCAGGACUCGGUCGCCUACAGGCUCUGCAAAGACAGACAAACAGUGGAUCAACUCCCACGUUGAGCCAGAAAGAUGAACACAUGGCGUCGGUAGACCAUAUCCAACAACAGAACUGCUUCGAACGGUACAAACAAGUGGCAUUGGAAAUUGUUCCAGCCAUAUGCCUAUUGAAAACAGUCAUAUCCCGGCCAAAGACACCCGCAGAGAAAGGCAUCAAGGAUAUGAUUGAUGCCAAAAUGAAGCCGCUUCACGAGUGCAUUCGCCGCAUUGAAACUGCCCUUGCCGAUGCGUCAAACGGCUUGGCUUGGCAACUUGCAGAGAUCAAUAUCAUGGAACGUCUGCUGGAAUUCAUGAAAAACUGGAGGAAUGUACAUGCCUUUUACCAGAAUCGAGAGCUUGAGCUUGUUCCCAGCAGAGAUCAGAUGUUACUUGGAUAUCAACAGCUGCUUCUCGAAAAUGAACAACGUCAUGUACAGGAGCAGAAACGCCACCAGUUGCAGGAAGAGGAAGGGAAGCAAAUGUCCACAGCACAGUAUGAGCCGCAACAGCAAGGUCAGACAGAGCAGCAGAAGGAUCACCAGCAUCGCUUCCACCAGGAUCUUUCACAAAGUGAGCACCAAGAGCAGCUACAACAGCAGCAGCAGCUACAACAGCAGCAGCAGCAGCAGCAGCGCCAAGAGCAGCUACAACAGCACCACCACCACCAGCAGCAGCAGAAGCACCAAGAGCAGCUACAACGGCAGAAGAGUGAACCGCAACUGUAUGAACAGCAACGACAGCAGCAAGAGCAGUCACACCACCUGCAAAAACAACCGCAGCCGCAUCGUCAACUACCACAGGCACAAGAACAUCACCAGCAACUCCAACAACCACUGCAACAACAACCGCUACCACAAUCUCAACAACAACUGCGACCACAGCAACAGCAGGAACAGAAGCAGCAACAAGUGCAACACACGAUGCAGGCUGUGCCACCAAUGCAACAGCAGCAGCAGCAGCAGCAGCAGCACCACCACCAACAACAACAACAGCAACAGCAACAACAACAACAACAACAACAACAACAACAACUACAACAACAACAACAACAACAACAACAACAACAACAACAACAGCAACAACAACAGCAACAACAACAGCAGCAGCAGCAGCAUGUGCCAAAUGCAUCACGGCAGGUUUUCCAGCGACAGCAGUCACAUCCUAUGCAACAGAUGACAUCACUUAUGGGUCCACCACCAAUUCAACAACAUCCUGCACAGUCGCCGUAUCCUCAGAUGGCGGCAAUGGUUCCACCACCACGGUAUAGCCCGGGACAACCAGCAACUGUGCCACCAUCACCAUUGCUAUUUCCAGCACCACCAAUGCAAGGAGCUUCGCCUCACUUUUUGGCCGUGGCAGCUCACAUACAGGCAAACAUGCCGGCUUCACAGCAGAGACCAUUGUUACCGCUUCCACUACCACAGCCACAGGGUUCAUUUCCACCACCUGUUCUGCUAGUGCCAGGACCAGCAACGGCGGCCAUGGCUAACCUCCAGCGGUAUCCAAUGCAGCCCCAACAGAUGCAGUCUCAGGGUGCACAGUCGUUUAAUCAGCCACAGUAUGGUCAGCGUCCAGGCCCACAACGUCAGAAUAAUCAACAGAGAAGACCCACAGGUUCUCGAAGUUUUCACUUUGCUGGAAAAUUUGAUAACCCCGCUCAUGAAGACCUUGGGGAAGACAUAGCCGCUAGAGCUCGAAAUCUGAAGCCUCGGAGACACAAGCAACCACGUAAAAGAUAGCGCAGUGAAAUUUGAAGCUGCUGAGUGUGAAACGUGCAUUUACUAUCAUUUUAUUAGAAGUAAAAUGUGCAAGUCAUUGUGAUCAAUUGUGUAAUUUCAAAUCCUUAUUCCCUUUGCUCUGAUCAAUGAUGCCAUUGGAACAUAAACUGGUGCAAGCAAGUCAGUUGAGUUCUAAAUUUCUUUACCUUGCGAUUUUUGUUUUCAACUCCUUGCUUUUACAAGUACGAAGCUGACAGUAUCAUUUUUUGUGUGCGAAUACUAAUAGCUCAGUUGAGCCUCCCGAACUAUUUGUUUAGUAUCUUGUGUUUUUUCUUAUCAUUCUAACAGAACUUGUUAUGAAUUCGAAAUCUAUGUAUAGCCAAAUAGCACAUGCUUGAUUACAUAAGACCAGCACCAGUGCAGAUGAUAUACAUGUUCUUGGUACAUUGCAUUCGAAUAUCACAAUGUGGUCGACUGGACUUCUCUUUUGUUUUUUUAAUUUUAAAGAACUAUUUCUGAACUCACUUGCACAUUCAUUUCCCCAUAACUACAUUGGCUUUUGGUUUUUUUUGUACUUCAAAGCAUUAUUGGAAAUACUAGACUGACUGGAAUUGCUCACACCAGCAACCAGCCAGUACCAAGCACGGCUGGAAUAAAAUGUAGCGUGUUCUGCUUGUUGCAUAUUGUGUAAUACUGUAAUUAUAACAUGAAUCAUAAUGAUGUCAAUGGUGAACAUUAGAAAUGGAUGCGCUUUUAUGAAUACACGUACGUCAAUACUCAUCGAA
This is a messenger RNA of Sycon ciliatum, 13560 nucleotides long. RefSeq lists its product as uncharacterized. Gene Ontology annotation, molecular function: protein binding; ATP binding. The record is from RefSeq and is a predicted model, not a curated record. NCBI's taxonomy places the organism in Eukaryota, Metazoa, Porifera, Calcarea, Leucosolenida, Sycettidae. Bases 236 to 12796 code for a protein of 4186 amino acids. The transcript has 13 exons.